CGGUCUUGUCCGGAGACAGCUUCAGUCCAUUAGUACUUAGUACUGUUCUGGAUACAGUCUAGUUAUACCUAAAUCAUGCUCGCCCUCCGUCCUACAGCCCGCCUCUGGGCCACCCAGGCGUCUAUCGGCUCCAAGUCCAGCCUGACCGAAGCCCUUGCCCUCCUGCCGCCCAUCCCCCUCUACCGCCGCAUUCUCCGCGUCCACCGCAAGAAGCUCGACCCGGCGAUGCGCCUGCUGGGCGAUUCCUAUGUCAAGAGCGAGUUCCGCGCCCACCGCACGGUGGAGAAUCCAUUGCACAUUAUCGGCUUCCUGACGGAGUGGCAACUCUACGCGCAGAAGCUAGAGGGGGAUGCCUGGAUCGGCGAGAAGCUGGACAAGGGCAAGUUGGACAAGAUGAGUGAUCAGCAGGUUGGGCAGUUGUAUGAGUUGAUGCAGGCUAUCAGGAAUGAAGAUGGGGAGGGAGGUGAGGGUCAUGGUGAUGGGAAGCAAUAGUCUUUUUGUGACGAGUGUCUGUCUUCCUGUCUGUCUGUCUAUCUGUCUGUCUGUCUGUAUAUAUAUAGUAUCAUAUAAACCGAG
Molecule: messenger RNA, 576 nt
Organism: Aspergillus saccharolyticus JOP 1030-1
Lineage: Eukaryota; Fungi; Ascomycota; Eurotiomycetes; Eurotiales; Aspergillaceae
Product: succinate dehydrogenase assembly factor 3
Exons: 3
Coding region: 76-492 (138 amino acids)
Biological process (GO): succinate metabolic process; mitochondrial respiratory chain complex II assembly
Cellular component (GO): mitochondrion; mitochondrial intermembrane space
Source: RefSeq, a predicted model, not a curated record